Messenger RNA from Trichoderma reesei QM6a, 1747 nucleotides. RefSeq lists its product as uncharacterized. The record is from RefSeq and is a predicted model, not a curated record. Lineage: Eukaryota; Fungi; Ascomycota; Sordariomycetes; Hypocreales; Hypocreaceae. Bases 262 to 1401 code for a protein of 379 amino acids. The transcript has a single exon.
GAUUCGUUGGCGCGCGCAUUGCCCACGUCGGCAGCUCAGGCUCUCGUUGCCUUGCGUCUGUCUGUGCCUUGCCUGUGCCUUGCCUGUGCCUUAGCCGCCCGUCUGCUGCCCCUCUCGCUCUUCGGCAAGCUCUGGCCUGACCUUGGGCCUCACCUGUAUUCUGACCUACAUACAUACCUACUUACCUUACCUUCUAUCUACUUCUACCCUUUGUUACACUCCCUCUCACCUACAUAAACCCGCCAAGGGACCGCCGCCAUCAUGCCCAUAGCGCAUCAUGUCGUCCUGGCCUCGGGCGCCGUUGUUGCCGUGUCCGUCGCAGUGGCCACCUUCAUCGCCAUCUACGAGUCUCCCGAGCUGCGCCAGUACGCAGACGACGUGAGACGACGCAUUGCCAUGGCCUUUUACUCCAUCGGUGACGGCAUCACGCCGCCCGCCAGGGAGCCCCGCUUCAACAGGCCCGAGGACGCCGACGGCUUCUUCGAGUCCCGCCGCGGCCUCGGUGCCGAGCCCGGCGUUGACGCUGACGACGAGACCCGUCGCCGGCAGAGAGAGGAGCUGCUCUACUGGAACUCGGUGCGGCUGCAGAAGGAGCAGGAAAAGGAGCAGCAGCAGCACUCGUCCGAAAAAGAAGAAGCGCCGCCUCGACCUGACAAACUGCCUCGUCGCGGGUCAACAUUUGACGACUUCCUGCGGCCCGACGGCACCGCUGAGCAGGGCGCAUACGUCUUCAACUCUGGUGCUGACGCUAGGGACUUUGGCGGCCUUCGUCGUCGCGGAGAGGGCGCCCGAGGCUUCAUGUCGCCCGCCUACAGCAACCCCUUUGCCGACGAGCAUCACCUCGACGCCGAUGACAUCCAGGACGCCCACAUCGCCCACCAGCUCGGCCCGGAGCCCAGCGAAAUGUCCGACAUUUACAGCGCAACCACGCGUGAUGACCAUGACGAGCGAAGCGCCACUCUCGAGGCCCUCUCGCCCUCGCCGAUGGUCAAUGUCACACCGCUGGCCGCCGGUUCGCAGUCGCCGCCCCCGACCCUCGAGCGAGAGCUCGCCGAGGACGAGUACAUGUCCGCCGGCCAAUCCGACCGCCAUGACGUCCAUGCCACCAUCCAGGCCUGGGCCCAGGACUCGAGCCGUGACUUUUACUCCCCCCUCCCCGUGACUCCCGUAGCGCCCAUGUCCGAGCCCGACGUCAUUUCAGAGGGCGAGCUCACCCCCACCGACUCCAUGUCGCUCGCUGGGUCUGGCGAGGACAUUGCCAAUGAUGCGCACAUGUCCGAGCGUGACAGCAACGGACGGUACAUGGACGUCAUGAGCGAGAGCGAGGGCAUGCUGACGCCGGCGAGCUGGUCCGAGGUGGGCAGCGUCAUCAGCGACAACGAGGGCCCGAUGCACGCAUGAGUGAAAACACGUGAAAUAGCCUAUGCAUAUUGGGGAUGUUCUCAUGCGCGGCGAGACUACACCAAGGUGCCAUUUUCCUUAUUGCUUUCGUUUCCGUUGUUUUAUGAAUUCAGGGGGGACUUUAAUGGAGUGGCGUUGGGAUCUGGCGUUUUCGGGUUCAUACACAAGUCAAGACAUGACAUACCUACUGCAGGCAGCCAGUCCUCCCAUCGUUUAUAGGCGUGCGUUACUCUGUAUACGGAGCAUUCCGUUUCUUUCUACUGCUUUGGAUAUCAUCAAGGGCCACAAUGGCGGUUGCGACAUUGCUGUUGCCUACUACAUGCACUUACAUCGUCUGCACGCUGUU